AUGCGGGAAGGGACGUUUCCGGCGGCUUCGGGGCGGGAGUUCCGGUCUCGUUGCGGUAGAGCCUCCUUCCGGGAGCGGUUGAUGGUCGAGAGGCGACCACGUGGACCGGAGCACAGCUCCGGGACCGUGUCUCUAGGGCCGGGCGUGGAAGGCGAGCGAGACAGCGGGCCUGUCUCCGCACCCCAUCGGAGCCGUGACCGAGCUUCGGAGUUUGAGGCGCGGCCCGAGGUGAGCCUGCCCUGGUCUCCCGCCUCUCGGGGCCCCUUUCCGCCCACUGUGUCCCGUGGCAGUGGCAGGUGCGGCAGCACCGAUGAAGCCGGCGCAGGGCAGUGUGACCUUCGAGGAUGUGUUCGUGUACUUCUCCCGGGAGGAGUGGGAGCUGCUAGAGGAAGCUCAGAGACUCCUGUACCGCGAUGUGAUGCUGGAGAACUUUGCACUGGUGUCAUCGCUGGGACUUGCAGUUUCCAGGUCUCAUGGGGCUACCCAGCUGGAGCCGGAGGGGAGCCUGGGGUGCCUGAGGAGGUAGACACUGCUCCGGUCAGAGCAGAGAAGACCUGGAGGAGGCCCAGGCCUGGUUGUUGGCACGGAGUGGCGGGUGUGGCUGCAUCUUCUGAGCAGGGGGUUCCUGUGAGCCAGCCGCAGAUGAGAACUGCCCAGGCUGAGCCCUCCAUCCACAUGGCUCACCCCUGCGACAUGCAUGGCCCAGUCUUGAAAGACAGUUUGGCGCCUGGCUGAGCCACAGGGAACUCCCAGCAGGUGAAUCAUGGGGAGAGAUUUUGG
This is a messenger RNA of Budorcas taxicolor (takin), 780 nucleotides long. RefSeq lists its product as uncharacterized. The transcript has 5 exons. The coding region runs from base 1 to 735 and encodes 244 amino acids. The record is from RefSeq and is a predicted model, not a curated record. NCBI's taxonomy places the organism in Eukaryota, Metazoa, Chordata, Mammalia, Artiodactyla, Bovidae.